This is a messenger RNA of Gastrolobium bilobum, 1048 nucleotides long. Its product is annotated as glycine-rich protein A3-like. The record is from RefSeq and is a predicted model, not a curated record. The transcript has 3 exons. The coding region runs from base 141 to 698 and encodes 185 amino acids. Lineage: Eukaryota; Viridiplantae; Streptophyta; Magnoliopsida; Fabales; Fabaceae.
CAAAGUCUGAAUAAUCAAUACCCAAUAUCUAUAUAGAAGGUUCCCUAUUUCUCUCUCCUCCCUCCUUUUACAUUGUAAUCUCUCCAUUUCUUCAUCGUCUUAUUCUGCAAAUUCAAAUCGGGUGUCUUGGGCCUUGAAAGAUGGGAGGUGGUAAGGACAAGCAUGAUGAAUCUGACAAAGGAAUUUUUUCACACCUUGCUCAUGGGGUAGCUAAUGCUGCACAUGGUGGACAUGGGUACCCACCUGGAUCUUACCCACCACCACCAGGGGCAUACCCUCCGCAUCAGGGGUACCCUCCAAAUCAAGGCUAUCCUCCAAAUCAAGGGUAUCCUCCGCAUCAAGGGUAUCCACCUGCACAAGGUUACCCUCCUUCACAUGGUUAUCCCCCUAGUGGGUACCCUCCUGCCGGUUACCCACCAGCUGGUUACCCUGAUCCACAUGCCUCAGGAUCUCAUGGACAUGGGCAUGGUGGUAUGGGAACAAUGCUUGUUGGGGGUGCUGCCGCUGCGGCUGCUGCAUAUGGUGCUCACAAUCUCUCCCAUGGCUCCCAUGGUGCCCAUGGCCACUACGGACAUGGUGGUCACAUGCCCCACGGCAAAUUCAAGCAGCAUGGCAAGUUCAAGCAUGGAAAGCAUGGAAAGUUUGGGAAGCAUGGAAAGUUCGGCAAGCAUGGUGGUGGGUUCAAGAAGUGGAAGUGAGGAAUGUAUAUGCAACCAUGACUACUCUAAAUGCUGCUACGUAGUGCUUAUUGCUUUAUAAAUAAACCAUACUUCGUAUGAUGUCUGAUGUCAGUGCAUCAUACUUGGUCCCUUGCUCUUACGUUUUUUGGUUACUUUGAUACUUUGGCAUUGACCAAGAUAAACGGUUCGGUUUAGAUUCGAGUAAUUGAUCAGAAAACCACACAGAUGCGCUAGAUCUUAUAUAUGAGCAAUUCUGGAGUUAUUGGCUUAUUGCUGACAGCAAGAAACAUUGAUAAAUUAAUGCGUACUUACCGUAGCCUGUUUUGCGUUAUAAUACCAUUUCAUUUUACCUCAGUUGAAUUUUAUUU